This is a messenger RNA of Cryptomeria japonica (Japanese cedar), 486 nucleotides long. RefSeq lists its product as uncharacterized. The record is from RefSeq and is a predicted model, not a curated record. Gene Ontology annotation, molecular function: RNA-DNA hybrid ribonuclease activity; nucleic acid binding. Lineage: Eukaryota; Viridiplantae; Streptophyta; Pinopsida; Cupressales; Cupressaceae. The transcript has 2 exons. Bases 1 to 486 code for a protein of 161 amino acids.
AUGAAGGAGAGUUUUCCUUUGGUAGAACCUCCUAUAGCCACACAAGAAUUUCCAUUAAAAAGAAUUCAUCGGGUUAAGCAGAAAUCCCAGGCAACAGGAGGUGUGAGUGAGGGGAUUACUAUUGCUGCCUAUGCGGGUAGCCUGAAGAAUCAUACUGUCACUCAAGCUGAGGGAAUGAACCUCCCAUGGGGUCUGAAGUUUGCCACUGCUAUAGGUAUUAGACAACUGGAAGUUGAAGGUGAUUCAAAAGUAAUUGUGGAAGCUGUCAGUAGUAGAUCUGUAGCGGGUUGGAAAGUGGAAUCUAUUUUGAGGGAUGCAAGAAUGUUUCUGGCUAACCUUGACAGUUUCACUAUCUGCCACAUUUUCAGAGAAGGGAAUGCGGCUGUUGACUCUAUGACUGUUGUUGGUAGGCUACAAGAUAGCUUACAGUGUUGGAGGAACACUGAUCUACUGCCAAUGAUCACCAAGGAGAUCUUGGAGAAAUAA